UGGCAAUAUGUUUUAGAUAGUCUGCUCAUUGUUUCUGCUUUUCGGAUGAAAUGUACGGUUUUGAAUCCGUGUUUGUUCGGCAGAGUAUUGUAAUCUUUAUAUAUUUUUUAUGUUUCUUUCUUAAAUUGCCUUAAGUAUUAACUAAAACCUUUCUUAGAAACGUAAAGUUUCAUUAAAACUAUUUUAUGGAAGUUGUAGCGUCCUUAAACUGAAUAGACAUUGAUUAAGCGGAAAAGCGUUGCUUUGAAUGCUACACCAUUUUCUUGUUCAAGAUGAAUAAUCUAGACGAACUUGCUUCAAUUUGCUCUGUAUUAUUUACAUCUUAUAGCGAUGAUGAAAAAUCGUCUCCUAAAAACGCUUUGUUUGAUCCAAAUAAAUCCAAAUCAAACAUGGCUCUAAAUUUCACGUGUAUCGACGACAUACGAAAUCUACAUAUCAAAGGACUCGUAGAAAAAUUUUCUGAACCGACAUCAGAUGAAAUUAAGAGGCGUUAUUCUUACAAAUGCAUGAUUUUACCCGACGAGUGUGACACUGUAUAUGAAAGCUAUGGUAGUGAAAAAAAAGCAUGUGACAGUAUGAGACAUCACUUGCAACUUCAUUUACAAGACUUAGAAGACAGAAUAUCAAGCGGUCAGUGGCCGCCUAAAACAGAUGAAAAGAAAGUUUUGCGCCCACCAAAAGGUUCUAAAAGAUCUUUGAAGUACGAACAUCCUUUAGGUAUCAAAAUGCCGCGUAAGAAGCACUCCAAAAAGACCCUUCCAAGAGAGAGAAACAACGGAUUGCGCAAACCACCAAAGUUGAAAAUCCCUGACUGUCAUAAAUUAAAUAAUUCAAUGAAUUCUAAACACACUGGAUUCCUCGUGAACCCUAAGAUAGAGCCCAAUGAAGAAAAUACUGUCGUCGAAGAAAUAGUUCAAGAUCUGACUGUCGAGAUUUGCGGGCCCUUGUGCCCUCAUGUUAACUGUUCACUUUCUGAGCCAUCCACCUCUGCCAAAACUGACAAUUCUAAUGACCUGGUUGUGCAAUCCGUCGCACUCGAGCACAGUUAUGCUUAUAAAAAAGGUAUUAAACCUUCGGAAGAACAUUCCCCUCCCCACAAGAAUGGACGAUCAUCGUACAGGAAAGGAUGCUGCAUACCCACGGAUCUCGUGAUCAAAACGCCACCCUUCCCGUACGUUCAUGUGCCCCUUCUUCCCGACUGUGCGGGCAUCGAAUUAGUGAUUAUGGAAGGGGAAUUUCUUUCGGAUCUCCGAGAAACAGGCGGCGGCGAUGACCCCGUCGUGACGGUGAAACAAUCGAUCAAAAGAGCGAGAAUUCCCAGUUCGGUUCUGGAAUGCGUCGAGAACAGAGUGGACGUCUCCACGACGAUGCGUGUGCCGAACAGUCCGAGUCUCUCCCCGGAGCACAGCAACGAGGAGAAUGCGGAGAACGUUCAGAAGGCGGAGAGAGAGAAGGCUCUCAGGUGCAUUUCAAAGCUGAAGGCAAAGAAAAAGAAACAGUACCAGGGACCUUUAGAGUGCCAGAUUUGCAAACAUAAAAAGUUCACGGCGCUCGCAACUUUGAUUCAUCAUUACAGGAGUCACGCGGGUAUAAAGCCCUACUCUUGUAAACUGUGCGAGGGUACUUUCACUCGAAAGCACAGCUUAAAUUAUCACAUGUUGAUUCACAAAAACAUAAGUCGCUUCACGUGUCCGAGUUGCUUCCGUGCUUUCAGGCACCCUAGUCAUUAUAAGGAACACUUGAGGCGCCACACGGGAGAGACACCUUUCAUUUGUCCUACCUGUUUAUUGAAAUUUAAGACGAGAAAUACGUUCAAGAGACAUUUAAAGAUUCAACAUAGAAAGUUACUCACAGCUCAUGGAAUUUUAGAUCUUCCUACUUUGGAGGCCCCCUGAUCUGAUGCAUUUUUAAAUUAUUUUCAUUUGACCAUUUAACCAUGCAUGUUACAUUUUAUUUCAUUUUAACGUGUUUGUCUAUUUGCUCUGCAAGGAUAUUUUGUAUAUUGCAUCUCAUUAUAAGUAUUGUUCAUAUUGAAUUUUUUUCUCUAAUAUUUUUGCAUUUAUUUUGUGAUGAAUGACGUGCUUAAUAAUUGUUUUUUUUCUUUCUGAUUUCUAUCAAUUCAGAGACUUAUUGAUUAAACAUUGUUUUAAUUUUUUUUAUUAAACUUUAUUUUUCGUACAGUGUUAACGAUGGCUGUACGGCUACAAUGUACUAUUGUAGCAAUGUUUAUAACGGCUAGAAUACAAUGACUGUAAGAAAGUAAAUGGUAAAUAUUUUCAACUUAAAAACUAUUUGUUACCCGUAUUAUCAAUUUUUUUAGGUAUAAAAAGUUACUCGAUUGUAUAUCUAUACCUGUAACACUUGUAUAUUUACUGAUUUGAUCAUUUUUGAGCCUUUUAAUGUUAAUGAGCAUUGUGAUUUUUAGUUUUGUAAAUAUUUAUUUCUCAUUGACCUAAGAAAUUAAAAAAAAAUGAUAAAAUGAAA
Molecule: messenger RNA, 2484 nt
Organism: Parasteatoda tepidariorum (common house spider)
Lineage: Eukaryota; Metazoa; Arthropoda; Arachnida; Araneae; Theridiidae
Source: RefSeq, a predicted model, not a curated record